Molecule: messenger RNA, 1452 nt
Organism: Cucurbita pepo subsp. pepo (vegetable marrow)
Lineage: Eukaryota; Viridiplantae; Streptophyta; Magnoliopsida; Cucurbitales; Cucurbitaceae
Biological process (GO): multicellular organism development
Source: RefSeq, a predicted model, not a curated record
UUGAUCAUCUCCACAAGGUUCCAAAGAUAAAGAAAGAAUAAUGGAAAGCAAGAAUUUUUAGGUGUGAUUAUCAUCAUCAUCAUCUACUUCUCCAAUCCCAUGGAGUGAUGAAUAUGAUCACUGAAGCACCACAGCCCCUACAACCAACAACCCUAAUCUUUUUCUUAAUGGCUCUCUCUUCUAAUUUUCUCCCUUCAUACAAACCCCUACUCUUCCAUGGCUCCCAAAAUUAGUCACCUUUCUCCACCUAUUUCCCUCCCUCCAUGGCUCCCUCCCCUCACCAAAACAUCCCCUUACUUCUCCAACCCCUCGCCUCUCCGGGUCGCCGCCCAUGACAAUGCUUCCUGCCCAUACCCCUCUCUCCCAACUCCAUCCUUCCCGCGGCUGCGGCGCCGCCCAUCUCAUGAAUGCUGCUCCUCCGCUUGUUUCUGAAAAUUAUUACUAUUACUAUUCUCAUCCUUAUCUAAUUGCUCUUCAUCCUCCCAUGGCGGAUGAUGAUGACUCAACUACUAACACUUUUAAUCAACAACCCUCUUCUAAUACAGAUGAUGGGUGGCUUCAAUUAAGUAUCGGCCGCCGGAGACCUCCAACAACCUCCAAUUUGGUCGAGCUCGAUCUAUUACCCGGCGGAGGAGGUGACAACCCCGCCACCGCCAGCCGGGAUUUCUUAACCCCUGAAGCUGCUACGACAGCUCGGUCCGAGACGGGAAUGCAGUUGUUUUUUGGAACUCCUACCUCUUCCAACUUUGUACAGCAAGAGAUCAAUUGGGCAUUCAGGCCGAUGUUGGCUGCGUCCUCGUCUUCUUCAUUUCUACCGGUUGGCGGUCGGUCUCCGUUUAUCCAAUUCCAAAGCUCCGGGGUUCAGGCCGGCGAUGCUGGGCCGAGCUCCGACGUCAGAAUCAUAAAUCCUCCCCGGCGGCCCCAUUCUGGUAUUUGGUUUACAUUAAAAGCCUUAGAAAAUCAAUCAAAACAACCAUUCUUGCCUCAAAUUUCAAAAAAUUAUCUCAGAAUCAAGGAUGAAAAGAUGACGGUUCGUUUGGUUAUGAAAUAUUUGGUUUCCAAGCUGCAUCUGGAUAGCGAAUCAGAGAUAGAGAUAAGAUGUAGAGGGCAAGAAGUGGAACCAUUUUGGACAUUGCAGCAUGUAAGAGAUAGCAUUUGGACAGCUUCUUCUUCAUCAUCAGACUCACUCUUCACUUUGCUUCCUCACUCCUCACCCACACAUCAUCUAAUGCUCCUUCACUAUGGGAGAAAGCCUUAAUCAUUCCCCUUCCCCCUUCUCUAACUUUUCUUUUUUUUUCUUAUAUGUUUUUGUUUUAAGAUUUUAUUUAUUUACGUGUAUUCUCAAUAUUUUUAUCUUACCCCAAUUUGAUUCAGCAAUGAAUUUAUAUGUAUGGAGAUCGAACCAGUGACUUACGAAUAAAAUAGAGGUCAUAUGGUGAUAUGCCACAUGCA